AUGCUUGUUCUUGAAGAGGACGCCGAUCGCCUAUACCCACGAGCACGCGUCAACCAGAGCGGCGUUUCCGGAGAUGUCGAGGAAAUGCUGGCUGUUUUCGACGCUUGCAUUCUUGUUGGCAAGGUCGAACGGGCCGAACUGAUCCUCACACGCUUGGCGAAAGCUGUCGACGGUUUCCCAGCCGAAGAGUUGAUCCUCCUACACAAUCGGUACUUGCGUGCGUCACUCGACCAAGUGCGCAUGCAUCCAAACAUCGCACAGGCUGAAGGCCUCAGCAGGUGGUAUGAGCUGCACAUCCGCGGCAAGGGCCUGCCUCAGACCGCGGAGACUAUCGCCUGUAUGCUGAAGGUCACAUUGCUCACCGAACGCCACCCCGACAGACGAAGACGUCUCAUCACUCGCUACAUGGGAAUGGCUCCCGGAGAGGCUGGUCUCCACGUCUUGUCAAUGUCUGAAAUUCUCAAUGAUCAAGAUCUCGCCGCCAUCACCCAAGUGUGUCCCACAUACAAUUUGGCCCCGGCGGAAGAAGUCGAGGCUGCUCCCGAACAGGCUGCGGAGAACAAACCCGAGGUAUCCGCAUCCAUGGCCGACGUUCUGCCAACGCCUCAGAAGGGCUUCGGACUGAAGUCCCUCAAGCGUACUCUCAGCAUGUUUGAACAAUUCGAGAACUGCGACACUUCCACACUACCACUCCGCGAACGACGGGAAAUUCAAGCCCAGCUUGAACGCGACUGCAUAGAUGCCGCAAUGCACCGAUGGAGAGAGGAGAACGAAUCUUUGCGAAAGAUGGGCCUGAACACUUCCAUCUCCCACGCAUCCUUGAGUUCCCGACUCUACGACUGGCAAACCGCAUUGGAAGCUCGCCUAAAGGACGAGAUGGGCAAAAUCGAGGUUUCCGAAGCCACCCCAAGGAAAAAUCAGGCAGACUACGACCGAUGCGCAUACGGACCUUUUAUGCGGUUAUCUUCUCCCAGUCGUCUCGCUGCCGUCACCAUCCUCAGCAUUCUAAGCUCAACGGCCAUAUCAGGUUCCGAUAAGGGUAUCCCGAUAGCUUCAGCAAUCACCAGCUUGGCGAAGUUCAUCGAGGAAGACAUUAAAAUGCAACAUGCGAAUCAAAACGCCAAGCCGAAGCCGAAGAAGUAUCAAGUUGUGAUUGACCAGUCCGCCCCACAAACGCCAGCACCUAAAAUCAAACACGGCCCCCUUCUUCCAGACACUCCGGCCUCGCGUUCGCAACUGGCAGAAUCUCCGUGGCCCAUAUCGGUGAAAGCCAAGUUGGGUUCCGUGCUUCUCGGGGCCUUCAUGGACACUGCCAAAAUCAAGGUGGUGAAGGAGAAUCCCGUCACAAAGACGUUGGUUAGCCAGUAUCAACCUGCCUUUUCCCACGCUAUACAGCUGAAGAGGGGUAGAAAGUUGGGCAUGCUCCUUCUCAACAAGGAGUUGGUCAAUGUUCUGAACCGGGAACCAGCCGGCGACUUUCUCGCAAAACAUUUGCCCAUGAUCGUCGAGCCAGAGCCCUGGCAAGACUUCACGAAGGGUGCGUACCUCGAAAGUCGGACGGGCGUGGUUCGCAUCAAGCACGGCGACAAGGAGCAACGGCUCUACACCGAAGCUGCCAUUGCUCGCGGAGAUAUGGAGCAGGUCUUCAAGGGAUUGGACGUUCUGGGUCAGACCGCCUGGAGAGUCAACACGCCUGUUCUCAACGUUAUGAUUGAGGCCUGGAACACGGGCAAGCCUAUUGCCAACCUCCCGGCAUUGCGCCCCGAUAUCGAGGUUCCACCUGAACCUGACGUCGAUGCCGACCCCACCGACCGGAGAGAGUGGAUACACAAAGUAAAGAAAGCCGAAAACGAAAGGCAAGGUGCGCACUCACAGCGCUGUUUCAUGAACUUUCAACUCGAGGUUGCCCGAGCCUUCAGAAACCAGACUUUCUACUUCCCACACAACGUUGACUUUCGCGGUCGCGCUUAUCCUCUGCCUACAUAUCUCAACCACAUGGGCGCUGACCACGUCCGUGGCCUUCUCCGCUUCGCCAGAGGCAAGGAACUGGGCGAGCAGGGUCUCCAGUGGCUCAAGAUUCAUUUGGCCAACGUGUACGGCUUCGACAAGGCCAGUCUCAAGGACAGAGCGGCUUUCGCGAUGGACAACCUCACGGACGUAUUCGACUCCGCAAACAACCCUCUCAAUGGCAAGCAGUGGUGGUUGAAGGCUGAAGACCCGUGGCAGUGUCUCGCGACAUGUUAUGAGCUCAAGGCAGCACUGGAGUCUCCUGAUCCAACCAAAUACGUUUCACAUCUGCCUGUGCACCAGGACGGAACUUGCAACGGCCUUCAGCAUUACGCCGCUCUUGGUGGUGACACCUGGGGUGCCCAGCAGGUCAAUUUGGCACCCAGCGAUAAGCCGGCAGAUGUUUACACCGCUGUCGCCGAUAUCGUCAAGCAGAGCAUCAGCGACGAUGCUGCUGCCGGCAACCCCCAGGCACAGGCAUUGGACGGUAAGAUUACGAGGAAGGUUGUCAAACAGACAGUUAUGACCAACGUCUACGGUGUCACCUUUACUGGUGCCAAGAAGCAGAUUUGCAAACAGCUUGAUGCGCUUUACCCGAAUCUGCACACAGAAUCUGGGUUUACGAACAUGGCCAACGCCGGUUACAUUGCGUCGCUCGUUUUCAAGGGUCUCUCGUCCAUGUUCCAGGGUGCUCACGAUAUUCAGUACUUCCUGGGCGAGAUUGGAGGCCGUGUCUGCAAGGCUCUCUCUGCUGAACAGUUGGAGCGCAUCGCAAACGACGGCCUUCUGAUAGAAACAGACCCCGCCACCGGUAAAAAGAGAGAACGGAAGGUGACUCAAAAAGACAUCCUCUCCAUGUUCCGCGCCACCAUUGUCUGGACCACCCCGCUGCGCAUGCCCAUCGCCCAGCCCUACCGCAAGAAUGGUACCCGUAUCAUCAAGACUUCCCUCCAGGACUUGUCUUUCACCGUCCCCGACCGAUCAGACCCUGUCAACGCCAAAAAGCAGCUUCAGGCAUUUCCUCCCAACUUCAUUCACUCUCUCGACGCAACCCACAUGCUUCUGUCCGCUUUGGAAUGCAAGUCACAGGGUCUCGAUUUUGCAGCCGUGCACGAUUCGUUCUGGACACAUGCGGCCGACGUCGACUCCAUGAACAUUGUGCUACGCGACGCCUUCAUCAGAGUACACGAAGAAGAUGUCGUCGCCCGCCUUCUCACAGAGUUCGAGGCGCGCUACCGGGGCUCCCUCUACCUGGCCACCGUUGAUUCAACAACUUUUACCAAGAAGGUCCAAAAGUGGCGCCAGGAAACGACCAAGAACUUCAAAACCGAACUCAUGAUGGAGUACGAGAGGCAAAAGUUGCUUUGCUCCUCAGACCCCGAGGACGUCGCCCGGGGCAAGGAAAUGACCACGCCUUACUCUAUGUACGAGGAGAUGAAUAUGUCUCACGACGUGGUCGUCACGCAGACGAAGGACUUGGAAGGAUUCGGCCUGGGGGAGAUUUCCGAAAAGGAGCAUAGCGUCGACGAAGAUGGGGCGGAAGAUGCCGUUGUGGAAAGUAGCGCCGCCGAUGAAAACGCUCAUUCCAGCGACGAAGCCGCUCCUUCUGGCGAUGAAGACGUUCAUGCAAGCGACGACUCCAACCACAAGAAGACGUCCGCGGACCGAGCCAAGAUCGGUGCCGCAUACUUCCAAAGUAUGAAGGAUAACGGAGAUGUAUCCAACUUCGAAUGCAGGAUUGUGGCAGCCCCCAAGAGGAGGAAUCUGAAGCCAGGAACCCAGUGCAACAUCUGGAUGCCACUCACAUUCCCCGCGCUCCCCAAGAAGGGCGACUUCAACGUCCAGCAGCUCAAGGAGAGCAAGUACUUCUUCUCAUGA
Colletotrichum karsti is the source of this 3885-nucleotide messenger RNA. Its product is annotated as putative DNA-dependent RNA polymerase. The record is from RefSeq and is a predicted model, not a curated record. Gene Ontology annotation, cellular component: mitochondrial DNA-directed RNA polymerase complex. The transcript has a single exon. Gene Ontology annotation, molecular function: mitochondrial promoter sequence-specific DNA binding; DNA-directed RNA polymerase activity. Gene Ontology annotation, biological process: mitochondrial transcription. NCBI's taxonomy places the organism in Eukaryota, Fungi, Ascomycota, Sordariomycetes, Glomerellales, Glomerellaceae. Bases 1 to 3885 code for a protein of 1294 amino acids.